Periconia digitata is the source of this 684-nucleotide messenger RNA. NCBI's taxonomy places the organism in Eukaryota, Fungi, Ascomycota, Dothideomycetes, Pleosporales, Periconiaceae. The record is from the annotation of a GenBank genome assembly.
UCGAGAAUUCGGAUCCCCACCAUCUCUCGCUCAAUCCAUCACCAACCAAGUCAAUCGUUACAUUUUCCAGCACAUAUCAUAUUCCUAAUUAUAAUAAUGGUGUCCUUCACUCUUUCCGCGACCGUCGCGUUGCUCGCUUCUGUCAUUUCUGCGGCCCCGACAUCUUCCAAUGGUCUUGUAGCUCGCCAGGCUACUCUUCCAGAGGAAUGCGAGGAUUACUGCAGCGUCGCUGCCGGCUGCGUCUGUAUCCGCAGACCUACCAACUGUGUCGCGACCUACUUGGUAGAGGACGACGACAACUGCAGCACGGUAGUCAACAAGUACAACAACUUCACGGCUACCGAUCUAUACGCCUGGAACCCUGAAAUCGGCAGCACCUGUUUCGGCCUCCGAGCUCACGUGCCUGUCUGCAUUGGUGUCACUGGCUACACUUACCCCGGCCCCGUUGAGGGCGGUGAUAUCUACACCCCCGAGCAGAACCCAGUGCCUGUCAUGGGCGGAAUUGUGGCCAACUGCACAAAGUUCGAAUACACCAACGGGCAAGGCAAGCCUACCCAGGCCGAGAUUUUCGAGGAGAAUGGUAUCACUCGCGCGCAGUGGAACAGCUGGAACUAUCCAUCUGAGGAUUCCAGCAGGGAUGACUUGUUUGCUUGGGCUAAUUACUUCUCGUGCGUCGAGGCGUAG